GACUGUUUCAAAGCACGAGAGAAUUGGAAAACCUACACAGUCGAUCAGAGUGGUAUCUCUCUCAGUCACCAUUUCCAGUUGCCAACUAGUUCACACUCUUAAAUUCCAUUAAUUUAAGCCUUGAUUUAGUUUAGUUUUCCGCUCUCACCCAAAACCCACAGCACCUCCAUCGCCAACCCGGCAUUCACUCUCUUCCUUCCACUUGCCAUUUUUGGCUCACUUCGAUCACCUCCCAUUUUGGUCACGCCAUCGUUAGACCAGGAGGAGUUGCAUUAAAGCUUUGAUCCUUUUGGCAUCUGGGGUUCUUCUCAUUCUUUCUAAUUUUACGAUUUUCCGAUCCGGGAAUUCCUGAUUUCGCAUCUGGUCAUAGAAUAUUUGAUUCAGGAUAUUGGAAAAGUUGUGUGCUUUUUCGUUUCUGUGAAGCAUGGAUUCCUGCUGUGCGACAUUGAGGCCCAAUGGGUUCUUGGGGGAGAGUGUGAGGUUGGGUUCAAAGAGCAGAGAUUUGAGUGCCGUGUUUCUCAAAAGCUCUAAAUUUGAAAGCAGAGGUAGGAAGCUUAAGCCUCCUGGUGUGGCUUACUCCAUGUUUACCGAUGUCAACAAAGAGACUGUGACGUUUCAGGCACCACUGUUUGAGACUCAAAAGGCUGACCCCAAAAAUGUGGCUUCUAUAAUUUUGGGUGGAGGUGCCGGAACUCGCCUCUUUCCUCUCACCAGCAAGAGAGCCAAGCCGGCGGUUCCGAUUGGAGGGUGUUACAGGCUGAUUGAUAUCCCAAUGAGCAAUUGCAUUAACAGUGGCAUUAAAAAGAUAUUCAUAUUAACGCAAUAUAACUCGUUUUCCCUCAAUCGUCACCUUGCUCGUACUUAUAAUUUCGGGGAUGGUAUGAAUUUCGGAGAUGGAUUUGUGGAGGUUUUGGCUGCCACUCAAACACCAGGAGACGCUGGGAAGAGAUGGUUCCAAGGAACAGCUGAUGCUGUCAGGCAAUUUAUAUGGGUCUUCGAGGAUGCAAAGAACAAAAAUGUUGAGCAUAUACUGAUAUUAUCCGGCGAUCAUCUAUACAGGAUGGACUAUCUGGACUUUAUACAGAAACAUAUUGAUACAAAUGCCGACAUUACAGUUUCAUGUAUACCCAUGGAUGAAAGCCGGGCAUCAGAUUACGGACUCAUGAAAAUAGACCAGUCAGGGCGUAUAAUCCAAUUUGCUGAAAAACCAAAAGGCGCUGACCUAGAAGCAAUGCAAGUUGACACCACUGUUCUGGGGCUUUCUGAUCUGGAGGCUAUGAAUUCUCCUUAUAUUGCAUCGAUGGGUGUUUAUGUGUUCAGAACUGAUGUCCUACUAAAGCUAUUAAGGUGGAGCUAUCCUUCUUGCAAUGAUUUUGGCUCCGAGAUUAUUCCAUCAGCUGUGAGGGAGCACAACGUCCAGGCAUACCUAUUCAAUGACUACUGGGAGGAUAUUGGAACUGUAAAGUCUUUCUUUGAUGCAAACUUGGCCCUCACAGAACAGCCUCCGAAGUUUGAAUUCAAUGAUCCAAAGACACCCUUUUACACCUCUCCUAGAUUCUUGCCACCUACAAAAGUUGAAGAAUGCAGGAUUAUGGAUGCAAUUAUUUCUCAUGGUUGCUUCUUGCGAGAGUGUAGCGUUCAACAUUCCAUUGUAGGUGUACGCUCGCGUCUAGAGUCCGGUGUAGAACUUAAGGAUACUAUGAUGAUGGGUGCAGACUACUACCAAACGGAAUCUGAGAUUGCAUCUCUGCUAGCUCAAGGAAAGGUUCCAGUUGGUGUCGGAGAAAAUACCAAAAUCUGGAAUUGCAUAAUCGACAAGAACGCCAAGAUAGGAAGAAAUGUGGUGAUCACAAAUGGCGAUGGAGUUGAAGAAGCAGAGAGGGCGGACGAAGGAUUUUACAUAAGGUCAGGGAUCACAGUCGUAUUGAAGAAUGCAACGAUUAAAGAUGGAACUGUCAUCUAAAUCUAUCAGUUCGACUGCGAGGUACUUGUUCCGAUCGAGCCACGGUGAACGGUACCUUGAUGAAGUUUGUCUGUGGCUUUAACUUGAUGUGGUAGCUGAAAAAGGCUUGCUUCUGUAAAUUAACAUGUUUCCUUGAUGUAUGUAACAAAACAUUCUAGUUACUUGAUAAGAUCAAUGAAGCUCUUUCUUUCGUUUAUA
Messenger RNA from Malus domestica (apple), 2161 nucleotides. Its product is annotated as glucose-1-phosphate adenylyltransferase large subunit, chloroplastic/amyloplastic-like. The record is from RefSeq and is a predicted model, not a curated record. Gene Ontology annotation, molecular function: glucose-1-phosphate adenylyltransferase activity. Gene Ontology annotation, biological process: glycogen biosynthetic process. Lineage: Eukaryota; Viridiplantae; Streptophyta; Magnoliopsida; Rosales; Rosaceae.